Molecule: messenger RNA, 2955 nt
Organism: Coniosporium apollinis CBS 100218
Lineage: Eukaryota; Fungi; Ascomycota; Dothideomycetes
Exons: 7
Coding region: 1-2955 (984 amino acids)
Biological process (GO): endoplasmic reticulum to Golgi vesicle-mediated transport; vesicle fusion with Golgi apparatus; transcytosis
Cellular component (GO): Golgi membrane; ER to Golgi transport vesicle membrane; cytoplasm
Source: RefSeq, a predicted model, not a curated record
AUGUUGCGUAUGCUUGAGAGCCAGGCGCCGGCCAAGCAGACGGUCACGGACACAAUCAAUAUAUUGAGCAGUCGCCUUGCCAGUGCCACGCUCCUCGAAGACCGACGUGCCGCUAUACUCGGCUUGCGCAGCUUUGCAAAAGAGUACCCUGCUUCCGUGGCCUCGGGUUCCCUACGGGACCUCAUAAGCAGCCUGGCCAAAGAUGCCGCCGAUGUCGACACGACCAAGGUGGUGCUGGAGACGCUGCUCAUGCUCUUCAAUCCGAAUGAGCGUAGUCCUGAAGCAUCAGACGACGUUUCUCUCUGGCUAGCCGAUGAGUUCACAAUACGCCAAGAUAACAUAACGAUUCUGCUUGACCUGCUCGAAGCGCCCGACUUCUAUCCCCGCCUCUACUCCCUUCAGCUCAUCUCCGCCAUCUCCUCCGCAAGGCUUGAAAGGACACAAGAGUGUAUAUAUACGGCCCCGCUAGGGAUCGGCAGGCUUACGGCAACUCUGGACGAUACGAGGGAUGCUAUCCGUAAUGAGGCUCUCCUGCUCCUGACUACCAUCACGCAAUCCCAUGUCGAGCUUCAAAAGAUGGUGGCGUUUGAGAACGCCUUCGAAAGGGUCUUCAAUUUGAUCCAAUCCGACGGUGGACUGAAUGAAGGCGGGAUAGUCGUGCAGGACUGCCUCUCCUUGCUCGCCAACUUGGUCCGCUCCAAUCUUUCCAAUCAAUCGUAUUUCCGCGAGACUGGCUGCUUUGCCAAGUUGGCGGCGCUUCUGCCGGGAGGGUCGCAAGGCCGGAAAUUUCCAGGUCAAGAGCAGGAUGACUGGGCUAGCCCUCAGAAAGAGAAGAAUCUAUGGGGUCUCUUAGCUAUCCUGCGCAUGUUUCUAGUCGCGGGCAGCAAAGGUACGCCAGAGAACCAGAAUGCCUUUCAGAGACAUGGCCUUUUGCAGCAGGUUCUUGACCUUGCUUUCAGCACUGCUACGGCCAUUCAGAUCAGAGCCGAGGCUUUGCAAACUUGCGCAGACAUCAUUAGGGGAAAUGCCAGAUUGCAAGAGAGCUUCGCUCAGAUCCAAGUCACGCCACCAAUCGACCAUCAUGCGACCGCCAACGGCCAGCCACAUCCGAAUGAGGUGAUGAAGAUUUACAUAAUCGAUGCGCUGCUCGAUCUAGCUCUAUCCACCUCCUCCACUCAGAUGUUUGACGUGCGUCUCGGUGCCAUUGACUGUAUCAAAGCCUACUGCCACAACCACAUCCAGAUUCGGCAUCAUUUUCUCCACCGCGCCAUCAAAGGGCAUCUGUCAGGCGAAGACGCGACCGCUAACGCCCUCACCAUCCUGAUUGCCGGACCACAAGCCUUCCAAAGCACCGACCCCUAUCGAUUCUGGUUCGCCUCUGUCCUUCUCUUCCACCUUAUAUACGAUGACCCUGAAGCCAAAGCACUCCUGAUGGACGUCAUCGAAGGCGACGCUGAGGCCGGCGAAGACGUCGUCACCGCCAUCCAAGCUAUGGCCAGCCACCUAAUCACCAGCCUUCAACCCAGCACCGCGCAAGACGAGCGCGUCGCAAUCGGCUACCUCAUGCUCCUAUGUGGCCUACUCUUCGACUCCGCCGCGGCCACCAACGAUUUCCUUGGCGAAGCUAUCACCGUUAACAGCCUCGCCUCCUUUGUAUCUAAGAGCCCCGCCUCCCGUGUCUUGACCAAAGGCCUCUGUGCAGCCCUGCUCGGCACAACUUACGAGUUCAGCACCGCCGACUCCCCGCUUCCCCGGCGCCAACUCCACGCCAUACUCACCUCCGAAAAAGACCUCGGCCGCGAUCGCUACCUUGAUGCGCUGACCCAACUGCGGCAGCACCCCCUCAUCCGUGACUUUGAGGUUCUUCCCCAGACCGCCGCGGCCGGAUCCCCGGCCGCUGGCCUCCCCAACAUCUUCUUCGAUGCCGCAUUCGUUGCUUUCCUCAAGGACAACUUCUCACGCCUCGCGCGGGCCAUCGAUCGGGACCCCGGCCUCGAGAUCCACCUCAAAAGCCCUGAGGCUGUGGAUAGAGACAUCCUAGACUCUCUGCGCGGCGCGCUCGCGGAAAAGGACGCAGCCCUGCAGACCGCGGAAGCCGAGGCUUUGGACCUGCAGCAGCGGCUAGAGGUGCAGGCUGCGGAUGCAUGGAAAACGGCCGAAGCGGCGGCAGCGGAAUUGGGCAGGUUGCAGGCGGGCGCCGCGGCGGAGAUAGGCAGGAUUGGCGCGAUUAAUGAGGCACUGCAGCGGAACCACGAUGCAGAGAUGCGCGAGCGAGACCAGGCGCACCAAGCGCGGGUGCAGGUGGUGGAGGCGCAGCUGCAGCGGCAGAGCCAUGCGCUGGCGGUUGAGAUGGCGCAGGUGAGGAAGGAAGCGGCGGAUGCGGGGGCGAGGGUUCGGGCGGGGUAUGAGACCCAACUUGCGAGUUUGAGGCAGGAGAAGGAGGCUUUGCAUGGUCAGAAGAGCGUUGCGGAGGAGAGGCUCAGGAAGGUGGAGGAGUUACAAGCAAAGGAGCAGAUGGAGACGGAGGCCGAGGUUCACGUCACUCAGAUCUCAGAACUCGGCAGCAGGAUCGAGGAGUACGAAAGCCGGAUGCAGAGGUAUCAAGACCAGAGGGCUGCCGCGGAGAAAGAGGCGGGCGAGAAGAUCGAGGCGCUUAGGCGGGAACUGGAUGAGAAGGAACAGGAAGCGAAGAAGCGGGCUGAGGCGAUGCAGAAGGAGGUCGAGGAGAAGGAAGAGGAGAGGGUGAGGGUGCAGGGGGAGUUGGAUGAUCUACUCAUGGUGCUGGGAGAUUUGGAGGACAAGCGGACGAAAGAUAAGAAACGGCUGAAAGAGCUGGGGCAGGAGACUUCAGACGCGGAGGAUGAUGAUGGUGAGGAAGACGAAGGGGGUGAGGAGGAUGAAGACGACGGAGAGGGCGGAGAUGGUAAUGAGUCGGAAGAUGAUAAGUCGAGAUAG